This is a messenger RNA of Sphaerodactylus townsendi, 2570 nucleotides long. RefSeq names its product WD repeat, sterile alpha motif and U-box domain containing 1 (gene WDSUB1). Lineage: Eukaryota; Metazoa; Chordata; Lepidosauria; Squamata; Sphaerodactylidae. The transcript has 11 exons. Gene Ontology annotation, biological process: protein ubiquitination. Gene Ontology annotation, molecular function: ubiquitin-protein transferase activity; protein binding. The record is from RefSeq and is a predicted model, not a curated record. The coding region runs from base 128 to 1570 and encodes 480 amino acids.
GAGAGAUACGGGGCUUGUCACGUGACCUCCCUCCUAGCUGUUUUGCUUCUGCUCUGCCGCUCGCCUUCGUGAGAUCAAGAGCCGGAGACCGACAGCGCAGCCGCAAGAAACGAGAUAACCUUAUGAAAUGGUGAAGUUAAUUUGUACUUUAGCAGAUCACAGUGAUGAUGUCAACUACUGCGCCUUUUCCUCUUCGUUCUUGGCUACGUGUUCCUUGGACAAAACUAUCCAUCUAUAUUCGCUAAGCAAUUUUGAAGAGCUUCCUUAUUCACCAUUAAAAGGACACACAUACGCUGUUCACUGCUGCUGCUUUUCUCCUUCAGGACACAUUUUGGCUUCUUGUUCUACAGAUGGCAACACAAUUCUGUGGAAUCCUCAGAAUGGACUGAAGCUAGCAGUUCUCGAGCAUCCCUCUAGAAACCCUGUAAGAAUUUGUCAAUUUUCCCCUGAUUCCAUGUACUUAGUUUCCGGAGCAGCUGAUGGCAGUGUGAUUCUUUGGAAUGUUCAGUCUUUGAAAGUCCACCGAUCUGGCAGUGUUCAAGAUGGCUCUUUAGUGGCCUGUGCAUUUGCUCCUAAUGGAAGCUUCUUUGUGACAGGAUCAUCAUGUGGAGAUUUAACUGUUUGGGAUGACAAAAUGAGGUGCUUGUGUAAUGAGAAAGCUCAUGAUCUUGGAGUCACCUGCUGCGACUUUUCUUCACAGCUAGUUGCUGGUAGUAAGCAAGAAUUCCAGAUGGCUUCUUCUGGGCAGGAUAAUAUAAUUAAGAUAUGGCUUGUUUCCACUGUUGAUCCCAUAGGGGUUGAAUUAAAAUGUAAGCAUAUAUUGAGUGGACACACUGCUCCAGUUCUGGCUUGUGCUUUUUCCUGUGAUGGGGAAAUACUAAUAUCUGGAUCUGUAGACAAAACAGUUAUUAUUUUUGAAACUAACACUGGGAGCAUCCUACACACUUUGACUCAGCAUACCAGGUAUGUUACAACGUGUGCCUUUGCACCAGAUAUUCCAUUGUUUGCUACAGGUUCUAUGGAUAAAUGUGUGAACAUCUGGCAGUUUGAACCAAAACAGUGUUUCACAGGAACUACACCAAAAGAGAGUUCAAACACAUCCGUUGAGAACUGGUCAGAAGAUGAUGUUUCAACCUGGCUAUGCAAAUGUGGUUUAAAAGUCGUGGUUGAAAUUUUCCAAAAGAAUAACAUUGAUGGCAGAGAGCUCCUGAGUCUUACAAAAGAGAGUUUGGCUAAUGACUUAAAAAUUGAAUCUCUAGGCCUUCGCAGUAAAGUGCUGAGGAAUAUUGAAGAACUGCAGAUUGUGAGGAAAUCUGCCUGUGAGGCUGUGCCUGAUGAAUUUCUGUGUCCUAUAACAAAGGAACUUAUGAAAGAACCAGUAAUUGCUGCAGAUGGCUACUCCUAUGAGAAGGAAGCAAUGGAAAACUGGAUCAUUAAUAAAAGGCGUUCCAGCCCCAUGACAAAUCUCCCUCUUGAGAGACUUGUACUUACCCCAAACAGAACUUUGAAAAUGGCUAUCAAUCGCUGGUUAGAAACACAGCCAGUACACCAUCAGAAACCACUGUCCUAAAUAAUUUCAGUGUUCUUUCAGAUUAGAGGAAAUUAAACUGAAGGUGGGUAAUUGAGACAGUAAGCCACUUUGUGCAGGUACCGGUCACGUCUAUAAAUGCAUAUUGCAAAUAAAUUCCUUUACACUUAAAUGUGAACAUUGAAAACAAACAUGGAGAACUCAGAGACUGAAUAAUAAGACUGUAUAAACGGAAUGAUCAUCAAGAAUAUUCACUUCUGGCAUAAAACUGUUGACAUCUUUUACAGCUAAGCGAAUGAAGCCCUCUGUGGCAGGAAAUCUAGUAGGAGUUUGAAGAAUUUUCAUCAUUGGCAUUUUAGAUUUUGAAUACCCUGGUUAUAUGUGGCUUGGAAUACCAGUCAGCCAUGGUAAGAUCACUCUGGCCGAGAGCUUACAUCAUGUCUCUUUAAUUGGCUAUUAUCUAUUAUCUUCAGUGGAACACGUUCAAGUGCAAACCUCUCAAACUAUGCUGAGAGGAUAAUGAAGGAGGCACAUCCAUGCUGUUUCCGACAACUGUUGUGCUCACAAUAUACUGCACAAACAGAUCAUGUGUGGAGUGUACCCCAAUCCACAAGUAUAUGGUGUGCAGUGAUUGUUAUGCCCUUUGGAGGACCAGAAUUCAGCCAGUCAACCAAGAUGAAAUGAAAAAGCAAAAAGGUUAUUCUUGGUUGGAAAACAUGGCCAGUAAAUUUUAGACCAACCCUGAAGUUGCAUCACUGAUAACGCAGCAAACAGUAUAUUACCGGUUCAAAAGCUAUAUUAAUAAGUCUUUUAUUUCAUAUGGGAAAAAUACAGUAGCUGUGCAAAAAAUAGAUCUACAGAAUGAGAAUAAAAUAAGAUUGUACAAAUACCAAGAGAAACAAUAAAUAAGCUAAAGAGUAACAAUUCAUUUAGAAAUUGCAAAUUCUUUAUGGAAUUCUUAAAAACCGUGCGAGAAUGCCAUUACAAUGUACAUACAUACUGUACACAAGGGAAUAAUUCAUUAAAGAUUGAGCUUGUACAA